Parascedosporium putredinis is the source of this 1575-nucleotide messenger RNA. NCBI's taxonomy places the organism in Eukaryota, Fungi, Ascomycota, Sordariomycetes, Microascales, Microascaceae. The record is from the annotation of a GenBank genome assembly.
AUGACCCACCAACGACCAAAAUCCGUGCGUAAACUCAUCGAGUCCCUCGAAACCCACCGAGUCAACACCCUUACCGAGCUGUGCCGCAUCGAGCGGUUUGCCGCCUCUUGCGAUCGCGAGGAAGAUGCCCGCGCCUUCCAGGGCCCUAUGACCGCCGCUUGGGAUUACUACGUCUCCAGCAACCAGUUUCUCACCGAACUCCGCGGCCUCACCCGGGACUAUCCCAUCUGCUCGGCCAUCAUCUACGCCGCCGAGAUGAGGGUGCGCAGCGACCCGGACUCGAAUCGUAGCUGGAACCUCGCCUGGCUCCUCUUGAGAAAGAUGAUUAGCGAUGAUCUCGUUGCCAGCUAUGCGUCCAUUGAGGCGGCCAAGCCCGAAAUGUGGGGAGAUAUGAAUCCUACCGAUGACGAAAUCCAACAACUUGCCGCCUGCUUCGAGUACGAGUGGAAUCGCGCAGUCACCACCAUGCUGCGUCACUGGGCCGCGUCCCCGCGCUGGGCGCUCCUCGCUUCCGUGCAAUGCGCAUCCGUCCCCGCGUCAGAAAUCCCCAAUCUCCCGCACGACCAACACGUGGGCUGGGUAACCCCUCCCCAACAACGAGGCACGAUCAACAUCAUCUGGGAGUGCUUGUCCGUCCUCCUCAUCUGCUCCUACCAAUGCUUCCACCUCAACAUCCCCAGCUACGAAGAGAUGAAUGAUGGAUGGCACAGCGUGUACGACAUACCCUAUUGGCCGCAAAAACAUGGCCGGCGCAAGAUGUUGCGCAGGAUACGGUGGAUGGCCAUCAUCAUCGUGGCGCCCGAGGUCGGCGUAGGCUUGGCCGCGAACGAAUUCUUGAAAGCUCGUCGCACACUAAAAGAAGCGAGAAAGACCCUCGAUACCUUGGCCAAGUAUUCUGAUCGAGCCCCGGAAGACGUCUGUUGGUAUCUGAGCGAGAAUCUUACCCUGACGCAUGCAUUCUACGCCAACAUGGGCGGUUUAGCGUGGGAUAACUCCGCGUCCCGUAUGGCCCUGACCCUAGAUAACUACGUCAAGGCAAUGGCCACCUGCAGCCCCGCCGAGCGUAAGCAGUAUUUCUUUUCGAAAGCCGACGUCGAUACCUUUGCCAAAUCCGACGCGUUUGCCAAGGUAUUCGCAGUGGUGCAAUCGUCCUGGUUAGUCGUAAAAUGCAUCACCCGCUACUCUGCCGGCCUGGAGAGCGCCCAGCUCGAGCUGUGCACGGCGGCUUACGUGCUCUGCGCCAUCAUGAUGUACGCCCUGUGGUGGCAUAAGCCUUAUGGCGCGGAACACGUUUGGGUGCUACCCGAGACCGUGAUCCCGAGCGGAAUCGCAAAUAUCAAGAACUACCUCGGAAACCAAGGCCGAUGGGAGAGGAUCCCGACUAGUUCGGAAACUAUCCAGACCGGCAUGGUUCGGAUCAGCCUGGACGAGAGCGGAGGCGACGCGUCGGAUGACCGACUCACCGCGGGGCUUUUCCACGUAGUGGCGGCCGGGUUUGGGGCACUGCACCUCGUCGCCUGGAAUUGGGCGUUCCCCACGGAGAUCGCGAGGUGGCUGUGGAGGGGUUCGCUCUAG